This is a messenger RNA of Acromyrmex echinatior (Panamanian leafcutter ant), 2224 nucleotides long. RefSeq names its product odorant receptor 13a-like. NCBI's taxonomy places the organism in Eukaryota, Metazoa, Arthropoda, Insecta, Hymenoptera, Formicidae. Gene Ontology annotation, biological process: detection of chemical stimulus involved in sensory perception of smell; sensory perception of smell. Gene Ontology annotation, cellular component: plasma membrane. Gene Ontology annotation, molecular function: olfactory receptor activity; odorant binding. The record is from RefSeq and is a predicted model, not a curated record.
AUGACAAGUGGGGUGUGUGUCUUCGCAUUAGUCUUCGGCAUGGACAUUGCCAAACAUUCCCAGUAUAAAGAUUUUACAUGGGCGAUUAAAUUAAAUCGCUUGGGUUUAGAAUUGCUUGGAUUAUGGCCGAAGAGCGAUGAAAUAUCUAAGAAUAAUUUCUCUUCUGAUCUCCGUGUGGUUAUUAUUUUCGUUAUAGUGACAUUUGUUUCUGGUGUACCUCUUGCCUGCUCCCUUAUACGAGUUUGGGGAGACAUGAUACUUAUGAUAGAUAAUCUCCAAAUUACUUUACCUUUACUGGUAGUCUCGUUGAAACUUGUUGUUCUACGGUGGAAACAAACAGCACUUGUAUCCAUCAUAAAAAUGAUGGCGGAAGACUGGAUGGAAUUGAAAACAAGAAAGGAAAGGGAUAUAAUGAUAAGUCGAGCACAGAUUGCUAGAACGAUUAUCAUCAGCGGAUACAUUCUAAUGGUAUUGGCGUUCAUCGUGGUUAUUAUUCUUCCUUAUUUUGGUUUACCGUUGAGGCAUUUGACAAAUCUUACGGAUCCGGACAAGCCGCUGCCGCUGCAAACUUAUUAUUUUUACGAUAUAGAUAAGAGCCCACAAUUUGAAUUAACAUACAUCAUUCAAGCUAUUACAAUUUUCUUGGCCGCCGUAACUUACACUUCGGUGAUUACUGAAGGAAGUAAUUUUUCUGCCGCACGAUUAUGUUUUCCAUUAAUGGGUAUCACUAUCUUGUUUUCGCAUGCUUUCAUUUAUUGUGGUGCUGGAGAGAUUGUAACAAUGCAAUGCGAAGAAGUAUACUAUGCUUUAUGCAAUCUUGAAUGGUACAAAUUAGAACCAAAAAAGGCAAGGAGUCUUAUCUUAUUAAUGAUACGAGCUAGCCAACCUUUCCAUAUUACUGCAGGAAAAAUAUUUCCACUUACGAUGACCACAUUUGGCAGUGUUGUUGUACUGGUAUUGUGGGCAUGCGUGAUAAUCAUGGUUUGCAUUACUAUAACAAGUGGGGUGAGGGUCUUCGCAUUAGUCUUCGGCAUGGACAUUACCAAACAUUCACAGUAUAAAGAUUUUAUGUGGGCGAUUAAAUUAAAUCGCUUGGGUUUAGAACUAAUCGGAUUAUGGCCCAAGAGCGAUGAAGUACCCAGAAAUAUCCGUGUGAUCAUUAUUUUCGUUAUAGUAACAUUUAUUUCUGGUAUACCUCUCACCUGCUCCCUUAUACGAGUUUGGGGAGACAUAUUACUUAUGGUAGACAAUCUCCAAGUUACUUUACCUUUGCUGGUGGUCUCGUUGAAACUUAUUAUUAUGCGGUGCAAACGAACAGCACUUUUAUCCAUCAUAAAAAUGAUGGCGGAAGACUGGAUGGAAUUAAAGACAAGAAAGGAAAGGGAUGUAAUGAUGAGACGAGCACAAAUUGCUAGAAUUAUUGUCAUCAGCGGAUACGUUCUCAUGGUAUUGGCGUUUAUUGUGGUCAUCGUUCUUCCUUAUUUUGGUUUAUCGUUAAGGCGUUUGACAAAUCUGACGGCCCCAGGCAAGCCGUUGCCGCUGCAGACUUAUUAUUUUUAUAACGUAGAUAAAAGUCCGCAAUUUGAACUAACGUAUAUUAUUCAAGCUAUUACAGUGUUCUUAGCCGCUGUAACUUACACUUCGGUAGAUGCUUUUCUUGGAUUCUCAAUUCUUCACUUCAGUGGUCAAUUGGAAAACUUUAAAAGCCGUAUAACUAGUUUGAUUUCAUGUCAAAAUUUUAUUUAUAUUCUGAGUCAUAACAUAAUGACUCAUAUACGGCUUAUCAGAUUCGCUGGUAUUAUUGAAAAUACUUUUACUUUUAUGAUGUUAAGCUUAGUAUUUUAUUUUGGCAUUGUAUUUUGUCUACAUGGAUUCUUAUUACUUACUGUGAUUACCGAAGGGACUGAUUUUUCUUUUGCACGAUUAUGUUUUCCAUUAAUUGGUAUCACUAUUUUACUUUCGCAUACUUUCCUUUAUUGCGGUGCCGGGGAGAUUAUAACAAUGCAAUGCGAAGAAAUAUAUCGUGCUCUGUGCGAUCUCGAAUGGUAUAAAUUAGAACCACAAUAUGCAAGGAGUCUUAUCUUAUUAAUGAUACGAGCUAGCCAACCUGUCCGUAUCACUGCAGGAAAAAUAUUUCCACUUACAAUGACCACAUUUUGCAGUUUAUUAAAAACAUCGGCUGGUUAUAUAUCAUUUCUAUUAGCAAGUCAAAGAUAAAGAAGAC